Molecule: messenger RNA, 1188 nt
Organism: Puccinia triticina
Lineage: Eukaryota; Fungi; Basidiomycota; Pucciniomycetes; Pucciniales; Pucciniaceae
Exons: 6
Coding region: 1-1188 (395 amino acids)
Source: RefSeq, a predicted model, not a curated record
AUGAGCACCGCACAGCAUUUGCAGCCAUACGAUAUCUGCAACUCAGCCAUCUUGCUGCAGCCACUGUUUACUACCACAAAAAAUCAAAAUCAAUCGACAAUGGCUGCCAGAGCAAACAUGGUCAGACGAGUCAGCCACCCAGUUUUAACCUCCGGCCCAUAUGAUAUCAUGAAGAAUUUAGGAAUGGCACCCAGCGAAGGACAAUUUGGCCAGUUUACCUACGAUACCACCAUUAGAUUCACCGACAUUGUCACCGGUGAAGAAACCAACAUUAUGGUGAAAGUCAGCUCUUACGGAUCCGACGCAACAGCCCUACUCCCUGAUCAUGUGUAUAUUCUCCACGGUCGAUUCAUUGCUCGCAACGAGGACAACACGCCAAUCAUGUAUUUUGAGCAAGGAAUCACUUUGCCCAUCGGCGAUAGCCCCACCUACAUGUCAUCAUUAGCUAACAAAGUCUCUGUCAACGGACUCGGGAUCGUCGUACACCGUCAAGAACUCCCAGGCAUAGGCCUUGGCAAUAGUGCUCAGACCGAUCUUCAUACUCGAGACAGAGUUGAAUUCAACAUGAUCUACAUCAUCCCCGGUAACAAGGUCUUAGGUCAAACUUUCUCCCUGGCCAGAAUGGGGAAAGAAAUUGUCAUCUACGGGUACAUCUGUGGAUACAACAACGAGGCAAAGACCUGGGUUGCAAAGGCAUAUGGUGUUGCGCCAACCUCUGGUGACCAGCAAAUCACAGCUGCACCACCCGUCAUGAGAGGGUCCGCUGCUAAUCUUGGACCCCGCCGUCCAGGACUUCGACAGCUCGGGAACGGUUCCACCACUAGCGUUGCUUCCACCACCACUCCGGGAACUUCCAAACCAAGCGGUGGUAGCUCUCAAACCAUCCGUUCUCAAUUGGGCACUGGCGGCCAAUCAACCAGUACUACGCUCAAGUGGAGAUACCCUCCGAAGACGCUGAGACUUCCGCCGAUAACUUACCUGAAAAUACCUACGGCAAGCAACCCACCAGCAAGGCCUCCGUCUCUGAUGGCAAGAAACGAUCCAAAGGAACCUAGGCUGAUCCGUCCAUCUAUGUUCCAGCUUCUUGGUACUUUCACCUAUUUCACACUUCACCUCAAGAAGUUAUUUUUACUUUUGUACAGCCAUCCUCAUACACAGAUGUUCCAAGUGCAAAAAUCCGCCAAGUAG